This is a messenger RNA of Strongylocentrotus purpuratus (purple sea urchin), 5220 nucleotides long. RefSeq lists its product as uncharacterized. Gene Ontology annotation, molecular function: aspartic-type endopeptidase activity; nucleic acid binding. The record is from RefSeq and is a predicted model, not a curated record. The coding region runs from base 1 to 5220 and encodes 1739 amino acids. The transcript has a single exon. Lineage: Eukaryota; Metazoa; Echinodermata; Echinoidea; Camarodonta; Strongylocentrotidae. Gene Ontology annotation, biological process: DNA integration; proteolysis.
AUGGCGGAGGACAAGAAGUCACUGAAACUCAAGAGAAGGGGAGCGAAGGCCAGGUUUACACGACACAGCAAUGGUCUUCAGAUGUUGCUUGACAACAACCGAGUAGAGCCAGAGGUUCAAUCUGCAUUUGACAAGGUUGAGCAAGCAUUUGAAGCAUUACAAGAAGCGCAUGAAAAUUUCGCUUUGACUCUUGAUGAUGAUGCUGAGUUUGAGACAGAGGAGCAGUGGAUAAAUGAUUGCCAGAAGGAAUUCAUGGAACUACAGAUAACUGUCACUGAUUACUGUUCUCAAACAAGCCCAGACGUUAAGACACCAGCAGAACAAGUAUCAUCACAGUUUGAGAUGCCGCCGGUAGAGAGAGAGGCUUCUACACCACCGGAGUCUACAAGUGCGCCUCCACCUCCAGAUCAGAGUCCAGACACUUCUCCUAGCAUGGCAGCUGCCAGGUGUAGUUUUAAAGUGGAGAAGCCAAAGUUGCCCAAGUUUGCUGGAGAUGUUCGGGACUAUGAGAUAUUCAAGUCAGACUUCAUUCACAUGGUUGAUUCGCAGUAUGGAAAACGUGAUGCCAUGACAAUCUUGAGAAGCUGUCUAGUGGGCCGUGCACAUGAUAUUAUCCAAGGGAUAGGAAGUGAUUAUGACGCGGCAUGGGAGCUCUUGGACUCUAUGUAUGGCGACCCCAGAAUCGUAGCAGAUACUAUCAUCAAUGACUUAACCAAAUUCAGACCCUUGAAGGAAAACGAGGAUAAUAGAUUUUGUGAAUUGGUUAAUCUUGUAAGAAGAAGCUACAACAUCCUCAAGCUUGUGGGGAAGAAGAGCGAUAUGGACAACAGUCAUAUGCUAGCCACCAUAGAAAGAAAGAUGUGCCCUAAUGACAGAAAGAAUUGGUUUAGAUACCAAGAAACAGAGAAGCAAACUGCAGGUCUUCAAACUUUGUUGACAUGGUUAAACCUAGAAAUGAAGGCACGAAUUAGAUCUUCAGCGCCAUUGAGAUCCCAAAGCGAAGGCCGUUCAGCAAACGUCAACCAAAUGUCAAUGAAAGAGAAGAAUAAACCAGCCUACAGUGAUAGACGUCAUGAAGAUCAGCCACCGGACCGAAUUCAAAGACAACAUCGAUGCUGGUAUUGCAAGACGGAUGAACACUGGAUCGAUCAGUGUAAGCGCCUGACAUCUAUGGGUGCCCCAGAGAGACUUAAGUUCUUCAAAGAAAACAGAUGCUGCUUUAGCUGUUUGAAAAAAGCAGGGAAAAAUCACUUCAUGGCAAACUGCAGAAGAAGGCAGAGGUGUCCAGAGCAAGGGUGCACUUACUACCAUCAUCCUUUGCUUCAUAUGGAAGUGGGUCACCAAUCAGAGAAUGAGAGCAGUAAAAACAACGUUAACGUUGCAACUACUGUCGGAGCUUCACUUCUGCCAAUCCUAACCAUAGACAUUACCAGUGAUUUACAGACAAGAGCCAAUGUUCUGCUAGAUAGCGGCUCACAAGUUAGUUUGAUCAAGAACUCACUAGCAGAGAAACUCCACUUGACUGGUACCAGAACUAGAAUCACCAUUAAAAAACUUGGUGAAGUUGAGGAAGAGUUGGAGACAUUCAAAUACAAGGUGCCGAUUCGGGAAGCGAAUACAUCCAAGAAACAUCAGUUCAUCGAAGUUGUAGGUGUACCUUCAAUCACGGAGGAAGAAGCUGUAAGUGUGAAAGACCUAGCAGAUCAGUUCGAUAUUCCCAACCUGAAUCGAGAUAGUGGACCUGUAGAAGUUCUGAUAGGCGUUGACUAUCCAAGAUACAUUGUAAGUGGAAAACUGAAGAAGAGAAAAAACUGUAUCGCAAGAAAGACUCCGUUAGGAUGGGUAAUCUUCGGCGGCACAGACAAGAGAACCAUUUGUGUGAAUGUGCUACAUGUUGCAGUCCAGAACCCCGAUCUGUCAGAAUUUUGGCGACUGGAAUCACAAGGGGUAGGUUGUCAGUGCCAAGAGACUACCAAGCUAACCAAGCAAGAACAGAUAGAGGAAGAAAUCAUCAGAGCUUCUUCGCAGAAUAAAGGAAAGAAAUGGGAGAUAGCCUAUCCAUGGCAACGGGAUCCUCAUGAACUCCCAGAUAACAAAAGUCAAGCAGUGAAAAUACUGGAGUCUACUGAGAAGAGACUUGCUAGAAAUCCAGGGCAUGCAGAGGCCUAUAACAAGCAAAUUCAUGAACUGGAAGAAAUGGGAUUUGCUAAGAAACUAACAGCAGCAGAUAUCAAGAAUUAUGAAGGGCCAGUUCAUUACAUAUCACAUCAUGCGAUUGUAAGGCCAGAAAAGAAGAGCACCCCUAUCAGAAUAGUCUUCAAUUCAUCAGCAUCAUUCCAAGGUCAUCGAUUAAACGAGUAUUGGAUGAAAGGCCCUGAUCUCCUGAACAAUCUGAUUGGAGUACUUCUGAGAUUCAGGGAAAACGAAGUGGCCUUAUGCGGGGAUAUAUCUAAGAUGUAUCAUCGAGUAUCAAUCCCAGAGAGUGACCAACAUGUUCACAGGUUCCUAUGGAGGGACAUGGAUGAGCACAGAGAACCUGACAUCUAUAUGAUGAAAGUUGUCACUUUCGGUGACAAACCUGCACCUGCGAUAGCCCAGACUGCCCUUAAGCUUACAGCAGAGCAAGGAGAGAGUACACAUCCUCGGGCAGCUGCUGUUUUAAAGAGGAAUGUGUACAUGGAUGAUAUUUGCGACUCUGUAAGGACUGUAGAUGAAGCCAGGAAACUCAGCGCCGAGAUGGAUGAAGUGUUGAAUGAAGGUGGCUUCAAGGUCAAAGGGUGGAUUUCAAAUGAAUCAGAUGUCGGAGACCUCACCCAGGGAAAGAUGAAAUUGUUGGAAGAGAUAGCUGAAGAGAAGGUCCUUGGAGUAGUUUGGGACAGAGAAAAUGACACCUUCUCUUACAAAGUAAAGCUGAAAGACAGUGUAAUGAGAUCAGCAACAGAUGGAGAGAGUCAAGAAAAAUUGACUAAGAGAAAGAUCCUUGGUCAGAUUGCCCACAUAUUUGACCCCAUAGGAUUUGCUGCACCAGUGAUAGUUAGAGCAAAGAUAGGUAUGCAGAAAUUGUGGCAGAGAGGCUACAACUGGGACGAUCAUCUUUCACCAGAAGAAGAUGCUGAAUGGAGGCUUCUGUUUGAGGAAAUGAAAGGAUUGAAUGGAGUAUCACUAGAAAGAUGCCUUACUCCUCCUGAUGCUCAAGGCAAGCCAGUGUUGUGCAUUUUCUCUGAUGCUUCCGAAAAUGCAUAUGGUGCUUGUGCAUACCUGAGAUGGCAAACCAGAGAUGACAGGUAUGAGACUCGCUUCAUCGCAUCAAAGUCAAAGGUAGCACCGUUAAAGGCAUUGACAAUACCGAGAUUGGAAUUACAAGCUGCCGUGUUAGCUGCCAGACUUUACAAGUCAAUCACCGAAGAGAUGAGACUAGAGGUCGAGAAAGUAGUGUUCUUCACUGACAGCAUGAUUACUCUGCAGUGGAUCAAGUCUUCAGCCAGGGUAUAUAAGCCUUUCGUAUCAAGUAGAGUUGGGGAGAUUCAGACUCUCACUGACCCAUCAAGUUGGAAACACAUUCCUGGUGAAGAUAAUCCAGCAGACAAAGUUUCGAGAGGAAUCGCAGUGAAGGAACUAAUGGAUGAAUGGAUGUGCGGUCCUAAUUUUCUCCACCUCAAUGAACCAGAGUGGCCAGUGGACAAAGCUAUAAUCGAUCAGAAUCUUGAGAAUCUAGAAAGACGAAAGACUCAGACAGUCUUAGUCAUCAACAUGACAGUCACCCCCAUUGAAUGUGAACGCUUCUCAAAAUGGCGAAAGUUAGUAAGAGUGACUGCCUACGUUUUCAGAUAUGUGCAGAUUCUCAAGUCAAAGCUCAUGAAAGCAUCCAUACCGGAAGAUGAUGUAACUUUAACUCCUGCAGAAUUAGAGAAGGCUGAGCACUACUGGACGAAGGAGGCUCAGAAAGGUCUGAAGAGCAGAUUUGAGAAAGGAGAAUUCAAAACUCUCACUCCUUUCCUUGACAACAAAGGAAUAAUCAGAGUAGGGGGUAGAGUGGAGAACUUAGUGACAUCCUACGAAUCUAAACAACCAGCUCUGCUGCCAGCUAGCCAUCAUAUAUCUCUUCUAAUCACACGUCAUGUUCAUGAGAUUGGACAUCCGGGAGUUGAGACAACAACCGCCAAGACUAGACGUAAGUUUUGGAUUCUUCAGGGACAUCGUCUAGCUAAAACUGUUAAGCAUCGAUGUGUAAAGUGCAGGUCAGCAGAAUGUAAGCGUGAAUCACAGAAGAUGGCUGAUUUGCCCAGCAGUCGCCUAGCACCCCAUACUCCACCGUUUUAUUACACGUCCUGUGAUUAUUUCGGUCCAUUUCAAGUUAAAGUUGGUCGUAACAAGAGGGCCAAACACUAUGGUGUAAUCUUCACAUGCCUAAACACCCGUGCAGUUCAUCUUGAAAUCGCGACUGAUUGUUCAACAAUGGAAUUUCUCCAAGUUUUAAGGAGAUUCUUCGCAGUGAGGGGACAACCAGCUCAGAUUCUUAGCGAUAAUGGAACCCAAUUUGUAGGAGCUCAACGCGAACUUCGCGAGAUGAUAUCGGGAUGGAGUGAAGAUGAGCUCAAAGAUUUCUGUGCGGAAAAAAGGGUACAGUGGAAGUUCAUUACCCCUGGUGCACCCCACCAAAAUGGGUGCGCAGAAUCGCUCGUGAAGAGUGCUAAAAUUGCAAUCAAGAAAGCAAUCGGUGAGCAGGUGCUCACUCCAUUUGAGUUGUUAACAUGUUUUCUCGAAGUAGCUAAUCUCAUGAAUGAGCGACCGAUAGGACGGAAAUGCAAUGACCCAGAUGAUGGAAGUUAUUUGAGUCCCAAUGAUAUAUUGUUAGGUAGGUCAUCUAGAAAUGUUCCUCAAGGUCCGUUUAAGCAAACCAAGAAUCCGCGUCAUCGCGUAGAAUUCAUUCAGCAGAUAGUAGAUUCCUUUUGGAAGCGGUGGUCGCAAAACGUCCUACCACUUUUAGUACCAUGCAGAAAGUGGAACGCAGAUCGUAGGAACGUUCGUGUAGGAGAUGUUGUAAUGACUGCAGAUAGUAAUGCAGUACGUGGAAAGUGGACUAUAGCUAGGAUCAUUCAGGUUUAUCCAGGACCUGAUGGUAAAGUUCGGAAUGUGAAGCUAAAAACUGUUUCCGGAGAGUAUCGGAGACCGAUUUCAAAACUAGCCGUAAUUUACCCAGCAGAAGGUUAUAUUGACUAG